Nilaparvata lugens (brown planthopper) is the source of this 2613-nucleotide messenger RNA. It is a transcript of the gene Pis, whose product is annotated as CDP-diacylglycerol--inositol 3-phosphatidyltransferase. The transcript is spliced from 2 exons. Lineage: Eukaryota; Metazoa; Arthropoda; Insecta; Hemiptera; Delphacidae. Gene Ontology annotation, biological process: phosphatidylinositol biosynthetic process. Bases 272 to 925 code for a protein of 217 amino acids. Gene Ontology annotation, molecular function: CDP-diacylglycerol-inositol 3-phosphatidyltransferase activity. Gene Ontology annotation, cellular component: membrane; Golgi apparatus. The record is from RefSeq and is a predicted model, not a curated record.
AAUUUCAUGAAUCACGGCUGUUCCUCUGUUCUCUGUUCCUGUUAUGUUGUCUGUUUCUGUUUUACUUUUGGACUAUUGGACUUGGUAUUGAUCUGAAGUUGUUUUGUUAUGAGUAUGACAACUGACAAGAACAAUGUUUUUACAUUUCUCCAAGGAAUAUAAUAAAGUGUUGUGUUUUAAUUAAAACCAGAGCAUUAAUAGUGAUUUCUUAUAACUUAUAAUUAUAAUCCGCCACUUUUAAAAGCAUUUAAGCUCUAAUAAGACUUCCACCAUGGAGAAGCCAAAAGAGAACAUUUUCCUUUUCGUGCCAAACUUGAUCGGCUACUCAAGAGUGAUCUUGUUGAUCGCUUCGUUCUACUUCAUGCCGACUAACCACGUGAUCUCGUGCUGGCUGUACGUCAUCAGUGGUCUGCUGGAUGCAAUUGACGGUCAUGCGGCGCGCAUCUUCGACCAGAGCACCAAGUUCGGCGCCAUGUUGGAUCAGUUGACAGAUCGGUGCAGCACGACGGGUCUGUGUGUCACACUCAGCUACUUCUACCCACAAUACAUGUUCUUCUUCCAGCUCAGCUCGGCCAUCGACAUUUCCUGCCAUUGGAUCUACCUACACUCGUCCAUGCUCCAGGGUAAAACCAGCCAUAAAUUUGUCGACCUCUCAGGUAACCCGAUAAUGCGUCUCUACUACACAAACAAAUUGGUUUUGUUCUCGAUGUGUGCAGGCAAUGAGGCAUUCUAUGCAUCCCUCUACCUGAUGCACUUUACCCCCGGCCCUAUAGUGGCUGGUAUUGGUCUCUUCGAUAUUGUUUGCAUAGCUACAGCCCCAGUAGCUUUUGUGAAAACCUGCAUUUCUCUUCUGCAUGGCUAUGUUGCAUGCCAGAAUCUGGCAAUCAUUGAUCAGGAAGAACGAUCAAAGGCAAAGAAAAACUAAUAAGUUGAUAUUUUCAUUCCGUUUACUUCAAAAUUACAACCAUCACUCUCUACGAAUUGUGCACUAUCCUUUCUAUUAAUGUUUUCCAAGUACAAUUUAGUUAGUUGUAUCCAACAGCAGCUAUUCAAACCGGUAUAUUAAUCCGUUAUAUUGUAAUUAACAUGGGUAAUUUCCUGCUUUUGGAAAUGUCACUGGAUGGACACUAUUGAUUCAAUGAAAUGAAAAAAUACCCCAACUAUAAAAACCUAAUAUUAUACAUGUAUGUUUGUAUGUCUUUUUCAAGUACUAUUGACCCAUAUUUUAACUCUCGGACUUUAUCAAUGUUUUAGCUGGAUUACAGUAGUAUAACUUAUAUGUCUUUGUUAUCACAAGUGUUAGAUGUUUAGAUCAUUCAAUCUAGUCAUUCCAAAAAAAUUAGAUUGAUGCAAUCCAUGACUGAGUGCAAACUGUAGUGUAUAGUUACCAAACCUAUGAGCAAUCUAAAAAAUAACAUAAGAUGUAUGUUUUUAUAUUAUUCUUCCUAUGCCUUAGCAAAAUACGUAUUCCGUAUGUAAUCAUGUAUUCAAGCUUUUUCAAUGAAUUUUGGAGUUGCUAAGUAGAAAGUAGAUUGGAUGUCACUACUAUAAAAUUCGGUUCUAGAAACUCCAAUGUUAUUGUGAGAUAAUUUAAUUUUGAUUCAUUUAUAGAUCUGUUUUUAUCAAAUCCAUUCCAAAUUAGAAUUACAGCAUUCCAGUCGUAUUUUCCAAUAAAAUGCCAACUUAAUUUUUAUGUAAAAGAAUUAUUGAAUAAUCCGAAUUUAAAUGUUCUAUAUUUUGUUUUGAUAACACUGAUUGAAUAUUAUUAUGCUUAGUUUCCUUUCAAUUCAACUACUGUAAAAUUAAUAUUAUGUAUGACCUGUCGUGUUCAAAGUAUGAAACCUAAAUAAUUUGCACAGACAUAUGAUUAUUCUAAAUAAUUUGAGAAUUUCAUAUGUUGUGAGUUGUAGGCUACCUAUAAUAUUAUAUUAUGAGAUAGUAGCUGGUGUAGUACUUAAAAUUCAUGAUGCCAAAUCUAUCACAAUUUCAUAUUUUUUAACAUUGAUAGUAGAGGUCACCUAGUAUAUUUUUAGGAUACUAUCAAUUUCAGUAACUCAUGAUUUUUCCAAACAUGUUGUAGUAUUUUAAUUUAAGGCUUCUGAUAAAAAAGUUGUUUUAGAGUACCUAUAAAUGUUUAGUUGAUUUCUGUGAUUUAGGAUUUAUUUAUUCCAAUGUGUUGUCAUUAGAUCUAAUGAGAUUAGAUUAAAAGGUGUUUUCAAUUUCAUUUUAGUUUUAAUGUUUGAUGGAAGAUGGAUCUUAUUUUAUUAGGAAACAAUAAAUUAUCAACGUACGGUAUGUAAGAAAAAAACUAUGAAAAGUCUUUUGUAAUUUAGGUGUUAGAUUUGAGUAUCCUCCAAAAAUAAGUUCAGUAAUGAUAAUGAAUCAAUUACUUUGAAAAGUUGAAAUGAAAUGUUGUCAUUGUAAUUUGAACAUUCUGUAGUAAUUUUUUUCCAAGUUAAUUAUGUUCCAUCAUUGUUUGUUGAUAAAUUCUCUCAAAAAUUCCUAUUAUUCACAAAACGGUGUUGUAAUAAAUUAAGGAAAGGUGAUAAUUUAUGUUGAAUAUUGAUGUGUAUUAUGUUUAUGUCAAAGAGAAUAUAUUAUAUGUUCCAUUCA